Phalacrocorax carbo (great cormorant) is the source of this 6965-nucleotide messenger RNA. NCBI's taxonomy places the organism in Eukaryota, Metazoa, Chordata, Aves, Suliformes, Phalacrocoracidae. The record is from RefSeq and is a predicted model, not a curated record.
GCGGCGGGCGGCCCGGGCGCCGCUCCUCCUGCCGGCCGCCCGCUGCCUGCCUGCUUGGUCCGGCGGCCUGGUGGCACUAGCGGGGCGGGGAGGAUGAGCACGGCGGGACCGGGCGGCAGCACCACAAGAAGAAGCAGUAGCAGCAGCGCAAGGAGCAGCAGCAGCCGCCGCCGCCGCGGCGGUCACUGAGGCGAGGAGCACCGCGGCGGAGGCAGGGGAUGGCGCUGCCGGGGGAGCGCGGCGCGGAGCCCCAGCCCGGCGCCUCCCGCCCCGCCGACGAGGAGGAGGACAGCGGCGGCGGGGCCGGCGGGCAGCCGGAGGCGCUGUCUCUGGAGGAGAUCCUCAGGCUCUACAACCAGCCCAUCAACGAGGAGCAGGCGUGGGCCGUGUGCUACCAGUGCUGCGGCUCGCUGCGGGCCCGUGCCCGCCGCGGCGAGACCCCCGCCGCCAGGCUGGGGGCGGCCGCCCACCUUCGCGUCUGGCGGGACGGCGCCGUCACCCUGGAGCAGGGCGAGCCCCGCCGGCCGCCCUCGCCCGCCGCAGAUAAAUCGAGCCGCUUACACUGCACAGAAAUGGAGGUUAUUGAAUCACUAGGGAUUAUUAUAUAUAAAGCCCUGGACUAUGGUUUGAAGGACAAUGAAGAGCGGGAAUUAAGUCCUCCACUGGAGCAGCUUAUUGACCACAUGACUAAUACCACAGAAACAGAUGGGAGUAGGGAUGAAGGAUAUGAUGCUCUGGAUGAAGGAGUGGAGGAUGACGAUGAUGACAAAGAGGAAAUUGAGGCCAUUCAUUCCUAUAAGGAUGUCAUGAAGCUGUGUGCUGCCCACCUGCCAACCCGAUCAGAGGCACCAAAUCACUAUCAAGCAGUAUGUCGGGCUCUGUUUGCUGAAACAAUGGAACUGUACACUUUUCUGGCCAAAAUUAAAAGUGCAAAAGAGAAUCUGAAGAAGAUUCAAGAAAUGGACAAAGAGACAAGUGAUGAAUCCAGCACAGAUCUUGAUGACUUAAAAAAUGCUGACUGGGCUCGUUUUUGGGUACAAGUGAUGCGAGAUUUACGGAAUGGUGUUAAACUUAAGAAAGUUCAAGAGCGUCAGUACAACCCGCUCCCAAUAGAAUAUCAGCUCACACCCUAUGAAAUGUUGAUGGAUGAUAUUAGAUCCAAACGUUAUACCUUAAGGAAGGUCAUGGUCAAUGGUGACAUUCCACCUCGAUUAAAAAAGAGCGCCCAUGAAAUAAUCCUGGAUUUUAUCCGAUCGCGACCUCCAUUAAAUCCUGCCUCGGCAAGAAAACUGAAACCAACCCCACCACGGCCACGCAGCCUUCAUGAAAGGAUUCUGGAGGAAAUCAAGGCAGAGAGGAAGUUACGUCCAGUCUCACCUGAUGAGAUAAGGCGUAGCAGGCUGGCAAUGCGGCCACUUAGCAUGUCUUACAGUUUUGACUUGUCAGAUGUAUCUACACCAGAGGCUGGAAGAAAAUUAGCGGAUGCCUCUGUAGUGAAUGGUGGCCUGGCACCACAAGGAGAGCAGGAUGGGGCCACACAAGUGACAGUACAACGCAAGAGACUCCUUAAGGCUCCCACGUUGGCUGAACUUGACAGCUCAGAUUCAGAGGAAGAAUCAGUGCACAAAUCGGCAAGUAGCAGCAGCAUCUCCCCGUCACAAGUGGAAGACCCCUCUCAAGAAGGCACCAGCAGCAGAAAGAUGCCUCCAAAAUUCCUGCCCAUAUCAUCUACACCACAGCCUGAGAGACGGCAGCCACCUCAGAGACGACACUCCAUUGAAAAGGAAACACCAACCAACGUGAGACAGUUCCUACCACCUUCAAAACAGAGCUCCAGAUCACUUGAGGAGUUCUGUUACCCGGUGGAAUGCCUGGCUCUGACGGUGGAGGAGGUCAUGCACAUCCGUCAGGUGCUGGUGAAGGCGGAGCUGGAAAAGUACCAGCAAUAUAAAGAUGUCUACACCGCUCUCAAGAAAGGAAAGCUCUGCUUUUGCUGUCGAACGAGGAGGUUUUCUUUCUUUACCUGGUCUUACACUUGUCAGUUCUGUAAGAGGCCUGUAUGCUCACAGUGUUGCAAAAAAAUGCGGUUGCCAUCAAAGCCAUAUUCUACCCUCCCCAUCUUCUCACUGGGACCUUCAACCUUGCAAAGAGGAGAGAGUUUUAUGAGGCCAGAGAAACCCUCCACCAGUCACCACCGGUCGCUGCGGAGCAUGUCCAGGUUGACCUCAAGGUCCAAAUCUGUGGAUAAGUCACAUGAAGAGUUUCCCAAAGAGUUAAUGGAGGACUGGAGCACGAUGGAGGUGUGCGUGGACUGCAAGAAGUUUAUUUCAGAAAUCAUCAAUUCAAGCCGACGCAGCCUAUCUCUGGCCAACAAGCGGGCCAGGUUAAAAAGGAAAACGCAGUCCUUCUACAUGUCGUCGCCGGGAACCUCUGAAUACUGCCCCUCUGAAAGGACUAUCAAUGAGAUCUGAGCCUUGUGCCUUUUUCUUUGCUUUCGUCUUCAUGAGGUCAUCAUCCAUGAGCAAGGUCACUGAAACUGGAUUACCAUUCCGUUGCUUCGUUUCACUUGACUGGCUUGAACUUGCAUUAGAUCACAGGAUUUCCUACUCCAAUGGUUCCCGGAGACACAGAACGCUACGCUUAGGUCUGUGCAGAACGAUACACGAUGGGUCAGCUGCUCACACUGGAAGAAAAUCAAUAGUUUGAAAUUGUUGCCUCUUUCGUAUGUGUGCGUUGAAACUAGAAAGCCUUUUCUUGCUUUCAGUCUUUUUUUUAACCAUGCUUUGAAUCAUUUUUUUCAGGAGAUGAGCUGAAAACAUACAUUUAAUGGAGAACCAAAUCUAACAAAGUGUCAGCACAGUAGCAAAACAGUGAGUCACGUUGGCAUUACCACCUUGUAAUGCUCGCGUCCUAGUUGUCACAGCAGAGGGUCGUAUCGCACGCCAGACACUGAGUGCGAGCGACUGUGGUCAAAACCAUCUUUCUUUGAACUGUUUCGGUUCCUCUGAGAUCAGGGUUCAGCACGGGACUUGGCAACAUCUGCGUCCUAGGGCAAAGUACGCGACGGAGCUGUUCGCCCAGGUGGUUGGCCAUUCCCCUGAGCUGCUGUGCUUCUUAAGCCUUAGUGUACUUCUGAGUGUCUCCUGAGCAGGUUUUAGUAGUUUAUUUUCUAUCUUGAAUGUAUGAUGAUGACUACUAGUAGCCGUGAACUUUAGUAUUAGACAGAGUUGUACAGUUUAUGGGGAGGAUGGGAAAUAAGGGAGGCGUCGAAUUUUAACCGAAUACCUGUAAAGUUGUUCUCACAGUUGCUCAGAGAAAACGGUGGGUAAGGUGUACAUUUGUAUUAUAAUGGAGCACACAAAUACUGCUAUGGUUAUGUCUGACAGCACAUCUGCUGAUAGCCCCAUUUUUUCUGGGGUUUAUAACUUGGCUGUAAAAAUUUGUGUUCUGCUGAAAUUUGGGACAGUGCGGUCUCAGAUUGGGAGCAAUCUCUCUCUUUUUAUCUUUUACCUUUUUUCUAUCUUUUCCCCCUUUUAAUUUACUCAUGGGAGAGUGCUAGACUGGUUGUUCAGAAGUUCCAACAAUGUUACAACAUUAACUGACAUCUCAUGCUUUUUUGCACUUUUUUUUUAAUAUUCAAAAUACUUUUUUUAAAAUUCAAGCAUAGCCAGAGUUUAGCCAAUAAUUUGGGGCCAGAUCAUUUUGGUGUUUAAAAACAAGCUAACAUAGCCAAGUUAUUGAUACUUGAAAAUCAACUACUGUAACUUUUUCAUAAAUUUUUUAAUACCCUGAGGCAUAUUUAAUAUCUAUAUAGCAGUGUAUUAUAGAAUGUUGUAGCAGAAGAGUUUCAGAUCUAUUUAUUAACAUUUCUAUACUUCGGAUUAAUGAGAGAUACCUCAGAACUGCUCCAAAGUAGCUGGGACUGGAUUUCUGUAACAUGAUUUUAAAGAUGUAUUAAGCAAAACAGAUUCUCCGGUUCAAAUCCGGUGCAUUGAGGAGCCCGAGGGAAGGCAGACUGCCCCGCCAGCCCUCGUAGGGCACAGCACGGAGGCCGCGGGGCACCAGGGGGUCGGCUCCCACGCAGUAGCUGGGCUCCAGUGCCACUGUGGGCUGCCUCCUGCCACCCAGGGGAGCAAGGCUUCCCCUUCAGAGCGUAUUUGCUUGUUAAGUUGCAGCCUUCGGAGCAGCCGCUCAUAGCAUAUCUUUUAAGUUGAUUUGAGAAGCACAUGCAAAAGUCCCCUUAAACCUUCCCAGGGACUCAUCCAUCUUUAUUUUUCUUCAAACACCCCCUUGCAAAAUGAGAAUUUUUGCCUACACAGGGCUUAUUGAAGUAAUGUUUUUAAAUUUUUCUGAACCAAUGUGAACAGGAAAAGCAGGGCCCAAGGCUAACUCUCCCUGUUAGCUGUCACGGCCCUCUUCUCGGGGUACCUCUGGAAAAGUGUCUUGCAUGUUAAAGCAUGUAUCGGCAUGAGAUAAGGAUGUAGGAUUGCAGGAGGUGAGCAGCACAGACAGGCUGAUUUGAAAGGUCUGCUGUUGCUGGAAGGGUCGCCUGAUCUCAGUCACAUCAGCACUUUUUCUUGUUUCUGUGCCAAAACCAGGCGGUGUGUUUGCUGCACAGUGCAUCAGGAAAACUAGACUGGAAGAAAUGCAUGAAAUCUCACUUUGCAUCUCCCCUGUUGUUGUUAUAAUUUUCCCCUGGAAAUGCCCCAGACACACGUUACAAUCACUCAAUCCUCUGCUUGCAGUCGUCUUCCCCAGCAUCCUCAGGCCACUGAGGUGCAGGGUAUCCAUCACAUUUAUUUUCCCCUUUGAGAGGGAUUUAGGUCAUUGCAGAGCAGGCAGGAUCAAGGACUAAGUAAACCCUGAGUGUGUGAAGGAGAAUAAGUCCCUCACGGCAUGCCUGUGCCCCCCUCCACCUUGGCAGUGUCCGGGGCAGCUCUGAGGAAGCAGGGGAGCCUCACGAUCCAGCCUUUGCCUUCCCGGGGUGCCCAGCAGCCCUUGCUUGGGCCGGGCUCUGCUGCACCAGGCAGGGUGCAAACACCAAAUGAUGAUGCGGUGGUAGUACAUCCGGCUCCAUGUUGCUCACGCAGAGCUGCCAUGGGGCAGGGCCCUGGAUCACUUCCUUUUUCCCUGGAGAAAACCCUCCAGGCUGCUGACACGUGCUGUGGCAGCUCCAGAAAAAGUGGUGCGGAGGGCUGCCUCCCGCCUCCCGUCCCAUCCCUUCCCCUCUGCCACAGUUGCUCCACGUUACCCUGGCAUUUCAUUCUGCAAAGGAAAAAGCAGCAGGUUGGUUUGUCACGCAAAGCCUGAAGGAGCUCAGCUCGCUGGUUGCCUGGAUCUCUGCGGAGUGGGCUAUUUUUAGCUUUCCGUCUCGCUGCUUGCGCUAGCAUCCCAAAUCCACGGCAGCCAUUUGCCUGCGUACCCCGCGGUGCUGCCCAGCAUGUCCUAGUUACGGUCUGAACUUCACGUUAGCAUCAGAGGAUGAAAUCAGAAGCUUGUAAAUAUGUGUAAUAUAUUUAUUAAUAUUUAGGAAGUCUCCAUCAAUCAUGCAGCGGGAAUUGACUUUCCCUUGAUGUUUUAAAAAGGAAAUGAGUCUUAUUUAUAUGUGUGUUGGCUAUUAUCUUUAUUAGAGUUAAUGCUUUCAACCCCCUAAUACAGUUUGCACUCCAUAGGCAUUUUAGAGUGAAAAGAAUGCGGGACUAGCACAGUGAGCUCCCUUCCAUGAAUUUUAAAAACCUUUUCAUUUUUUUUAGCUUUAUUAAUAUGCCCAAGGUCUGUUUAAAUAUAUCGUAGGAGACCCAAGGAGUUAAAAAUGCCACCAGCAGCAUCAGUCUUGUUGUUCUUGCAUGUGAACCCAGCUGUGGAGAAUUCAAAACCAGCUCUGCCCGAUGCACCAAUGGAGGAAGCAAGCAGGCCUUUGCUGCGGCUCUCAAACCUGACCUGUCAAAUGUUCGUGGUGACAAUAGUGCUUUGGGGGGUUGCUGGUUUUUCCCCCUUCCCCGUUACUUCCUUUAUAGAGGGAGGGGUGCUACCUGGUGAAAAUAAAAUGCCUUUCCGUUAUAGCCCUUGUCUGUGUUAAUUAUUCACGUGGAAGCAGCUGAAAAGGUUCUGUCUCUCCUUUUUCAUGCUUUUAUAGUUUUGUAAGAUCAGUCGGACGUUUCUUACAGCAAAGAAUUGUUAAUGAAAAUUACUGGGUAACACCAAACGCCGGCUGGGCUGCACGAAGGGACGGAAACAUGUCAAAGUACUCUUAGAAUAGCAAUAAAGCUGCUUGUGUAACCCCGGUGCUGUGCCUGGCUCCCAGUCCUCCAACUCCCUCCGUUACCAACGCGUCGCUCCCCCCCAGCGCUGACAGCCUGUGGCCAAGGCGCGCUUGCCCCACACGCAGCGCGGGCUUUGGAGAUCUCUGUCCCUCAUCUUCGGGAGAGGAACGCUGGCAGUCUUUUGGAGAGGGUUUUGAAUUAUUCUUUUUAGUUUUUAAACCAGAAGCGGCGAGAACGUUUUUAUCACAACUAUUACAUUGUUUUCCCUUCUCUUUCAAGCUCUCCUUUUUCCCCAGGCAAGUUCAGCAUCGGCUUCCAUGGUUAGUCACUGGCUGCACGCUGUAUGGUUUAAAACUAACUUAAAAGCUCCCAGUUUUAGACUCCUGAUUGCUGCCUUCAUGCUUUACCUCAUGCAGCAGCUCUGUACGUCUUUUAGGAAUGUCUUUCUUACAAGCUCAGUCUCAUCCGUGAAACAGUGACAGCACACAGGCAUGAGGGAAGGGUGCUGCGACUGUAUGCUCUGGUGCUACGGCAUAUGGAUUAUGUUCAUGUUACCAUAAAAUUUUUUAGUAUUUCCAUGUUGAUAACUUGGAGCUGCUCUGGUUUAUUUCUUCUUCUUUUUGUAUGUAUGUAUCUUCAGGCCAAUCUGAGAAUGUUUAUGAAUAUUGAUUCCAGCUAUAAAGACCUGUUUUGUUGUCUCUG